AUGAUGUAUGAUGAUAUUGCCCACAACCCGAUGAACCCAUAUCCAGGCAAAAUUUUUAACGUACCAGGUGGCGAGAAUGUUUACGCUGAUAUUGAAAUCGAUUAUUCCGGGAUACACGUUACUCCGGAAAAUUUCUUGGCCAUAUUGACUGGCAAUAAAAGCGCUGUGGUCGGAGGCAGCGGUCGAGUAAUCGAAAGCACUUAUCAUGAUCGAAUAUUUGCGUAUUUCACCGAUCAUGGUGGUGUAGGGAUAUUAACAGUCAAGGAUUUAAAUAACGCUUUGAAACGAAUGCACAAAUUAAAGAAAGUUGGAAAGCUCGUGUUCUACAUGGAGGCAUGUGAAAUAUACGCAGUGACAGCAGCAAACACUCACGAAAGUUCAUGGGGAUGCUACUGCGACAAUGCUAUGCAGCUACCCUGUCUUGGCGAUUGCUUUUCCGUAAAUUGGAUUGUCGAUUCUGAGAAGGUUCCAUCUAAUCACAUUUUCUAG
This is a messenger RNA of Gongylonema pulchrum, 489 nucleotides long. The record is from the annotation of a GenBank genome assembly. Lineage: Eukaryota; Metazoa; Nematoda; Chromadorea; Rhabditida; Gongylonematidae.